Messenger RNA from Dendroctonus ponderosae (mountain pine beetle), 3204 nucleotides. RefSeq names its product tRNA pseudouridine(38/39) synthase. The coding region runs from base 1919 to 3187 and encodes 422 amino acids. NCBI's taxonomy places the organism in Eukaryota, Metazoa, Arthropoda, Insecta, Coleoptera, Curculionidae. Gene Ontology annotation, biological process: mRNA pseudouridine synthesis; tRNA pseudouridine synthesis; regulation of transcription by RNA polymerase II. The transcript has 11 exons. The record is from RefSeq and is a predicted model, not a curated record. Gene Ontology annotation, cellular component: cytoplasm; nucleus. Gene Ontology annotation, molecular function: RNA binding; RNA polymerase II cis-regulatory region sequence-specific DNA binding; zinc ion binding.
GGAUCACAGUCUAACCUACAUUCGCACAAAGCGUAUUUUCCUGCUAAUUUUAUUAACUUAACUUUUUUUAGUUGCUAACAAGAACCACUGCACUGAACUGUACACUCUGCAUGUAUCUAUUGGGUAUUAAUUCGUUCUGGAAGAGCUGACACCAGUUCACUAACCUCACCUUUUAGUGUUGUUUAUGUGAAAACACAACAAUGAGUGAACUAAGUAAUCAAGACCAAUUGGAGACCUGUAGGCUCUGCCUCAAUCAUGCUGUGGGCAAAAUCAGCAUUUUCACCGGAGAUUUCGCCAGGAUGAUUGAAAUCCUGACCUCUAUAAGGAUCAAGCCAACUGAUACGUUUCCAAAAGUGUCGUGUUUGAAAUGUGCCAAGGAAGUGAAAACUGCGUUUUUAUUUAGACGAAGAAUCAUACGAUCCCACCAAUUACUGUCUUUGGUUAGACGUUCAAAGAAUACUACGAGUCCUGCUCCUGCCGCUCCUCCAGAGGCACUUAAACAUAGCCCUCCUACGCAACCAUUAAGCGACAUAUUUGAGUCUAAUCAAACUAGUCACAGUGAAGACUUGAAUGCUGAUUGCAUUGAAGAAAGCAUGGGAACAGUGACGUCCCCUGCAAGUAGUCCCAUUGCUAGUAAAACUCAACAAGCGCCAAGUGAAGAGAUGCAUCUAGAAAAACCAGAGUUUAUACUGGAAGAAAAAAGAAAACUCCGGGAAACAGUGCAAAACAACGCAACUAGAGAAGCAAGUCCCCCCUUAGUUGCCAAGCCAAAGGCGAAGACGCCUUUGAAAAUGAUUUGCAGCAUUUGCCAGAUGCAUUUUACCAACAAAAUCCACUAUAAAAACCACAUGUCCACACAUCAGCAUUCAGUGUGUCCCAUUUGCAAUAAGCAGGUGAAGAAAGGGUAUUUUAAGAAACACUUAGCACUACAUGAACACGCCCCUGUUAUGUGUGAGCUGUGCGGAAUCAGUUGCGAAAACCCUGCCAGGUUAAAGUUGCACACUAAGUACUACCAUCAGACAAAUGUGAGCGUUUGCGAAGAUUGUGGGCGAUCGUUCCGAACCAACACAAAGCUGUUUUACCACCAACGCAAGGAUCACAUAAAAGAGCGCAACUACAAGUGUGAAAUGUGCGGCAAAUGCUUCUUUUCCAAAGGGUACAUGGCGAAGCACAUCAGUAUGAAGCACAUGAAGAUGCGGCCUCAUAUUUGCGAAUACUGCGGCAAAGGAUAUUCGGGCAAGCACGCCUUGCGAACGCAUCUCAGACAGCACACAAAUGAGACUCCAUAUCGCUGCGAGUUCUGUGGAAAGAGUUUCCGACAGCGUGUCUCUUUAAGGGGGCAUCUGAAGACUGCUCAUCACGUUGAGGAAGAAAAUACUGUUGUUUGUGAUACAUGUGGCAAGGGAUUUACAACCGUAGUGGCUCUGACUUCGCACGCUAGACUUCACACCGAAAUCAAGUGUUCCUGGUGUUCAGAUACUUUUGCGGAUUUGAAUUAUUUGGAUCAGCAUAUUUCAACAGUUCAUCCGAACAGUUCAGAAGACAAUGCUGAUUUUCCAUCUGAGCUGAGUCCAGCAUGAUAUUUUUAAAAUGCAAAUAUUCUGCCUUUUAUAGUUUUUGUAAACAAAACGUACUAAAGCUAAGUUAAAUUAACUAUAUUUUUCCUGUUAGACGACGUGUGGAAAAAUGCGUAAAUUUCCCGUUUACCUGAAAAUAGUCAACUUAGCUUCUGGAAGCGUCACUAUCAACUCGUGACGUAAUGACGAUAUGUGCCAAAUUCGAACCAUAUGCAAUCUGAGAUUCUAACCCCAUAUUGUUGCUAAUGGUCAAUAUUUACAAAACUUCAAACAAUUUGUUUAGACUUUAAUUGUUAUUGAGCAAACUGUUUACAGUAUUGCAAAAUUGCAGUUAGCCAGUCAUGAAUUGCACAGUGAAAAUAAAGAAAACUAAUCGAAGUACCGCUGUAGAAGAUUUGCAAAAGCUGACCAAAGAGGAACUGAUCGCAAGGAUUCGCUCAACAGAGGCCCAUAACAUCCAGUUGCAAAAUAUAAUCAACAAAGCCACCCAUUCGACCAAGUUGAGUUCACAUAUCAGCCAAUUCGACUUUUCCAGGUGUAGGUUCAGACAUAUUCUUCUUCACCUCUACUAUUUGGGAUGGGAUUAUCAAGGCUUCGCCGUCCAGGAAGACUCUUCCAACACCGUAGAAUUCCAUUUAUUUCAAGCCUUAACUAAAACCUGCUUGAUCAAAGAGAGGACCUCGUCUAACUAUCAUAGAUGUGGGCGAACUGAUAAAGGCGUCAGCUCUUUUGGACAGGUGAUCUCAAUUGAUGUCCGGAGCAAACUGGCCGGCGAAGACAAUGAUCUAAGCAAAGAAAUCGACUAUUGCAGGGUUCUGAACCGAGUCCUGCCUGCUAAUAUUCAAUGCGUUGCCUGGGCCCCCGUUGAAGAUAAUUUUAGCGCUAGAUUCAAUUGCACUUCUAGGACUUACAAGUAUUAUUUUCCAAAAGGAAAGCUGGAUAUUGAUAAGAUGAUUGAGGCAUCCACACAUCUCAUAGGCAGUCAUGACUUUAGAAACUUUGCAAAAAUGGACGUAGGGAACGGCGUUGUUCAGUUUAUUAGGAAGAUAUUUGAUUUCACCAUUACACCUUGGGAUGCGAGUGAUAUGCGCAGCGAAUAUUCCAUUUACAUAGCCACCAUCAAAGGCAAUGCUUUUAUAUGGCAUCAGAUUCGUUACAUUAUGGGUAUUUUGUUCCUGAUUGGGACCAAUAGAGAAAAACCGUCAUUAAUACCAGAACUACUGGAUGUUGCGAAAAAUCCAAGAAAACCUGACUACAAUAUGGCCAGUGAGAUUCCGUUAAAUCUAUUUUUUUGUCAGUAUGAGGAUGUGGAAUGGCAAGUGAGCCAAGACAGUCUUAAAUGUGUGGUGGAAAAGCUGCAACAGAUAUGGACGUUAGCAGAAAUACAAAGUGUAAUGGCGAAAGACAUAAUAAAGAGCCUAUAUGGACACUUAGAAGAACCGCAAGAAAUAAGGUGUUUAAGUGAAAGCUUAAUAGGCGGAGUAAAGGCAAAACACUACACUGAAGUCAUAAAAAGGCAAAAAUGUGAGAGUUUGGAACACAAAAUUAAGCACUACUCCAAGCGAAAACGCAUAGAAAUAAUGCCCAACCAGGAAGAUUCAAACCAAUAAACUUUCUCAGACUUGAA